AUGGAGGUGGCGCAGAAGGGAUGGUCUUAUUCGCAGUACGGCUCCGCCGUCAGGGAUCUCCAAUUCGGCACCGUUCCUCUGCCCGAAGUCGCACCCGACCAGGUGCUCAUUAACGUGUCAGCCGCUGCGCUGAACCCCAUCGACGUUAAGAGGAUGCGCGGCGCGUUCAAGGAGACCGAUUCGCCGCUUCCCACGGUACCAGGGUACGACGUGGCGGGCACGGUAGUGGCGGUGGGGAGUGCCGUCACCAAGUUCGCAGUGGGCGACAGAGUCUUCGGCGACAUUGACGAGUUCGCCACGCUCAUGCCCAAGCAGCUGGGCUCGCUCGCGCGUUUCACGGCGGCCGAGGAGAGGCUCCUCGCUAAGAUCCCCAACAACAUGUCCUUCGCUGAAGCUGCUGCGGUGCCGAUGGUGGCGCUGACGGCACUGGGAGCGUUGGAGGCGGCGAACUUCAAGCACGGCCAGUCCGUGCUCAUCCUCAACGGCGCUGGCGGCGUCGGAUCCAUGGCCAUUCAGGUGGCGAAGCGGGUGUUCGGAGCAGGGUUCGUGGCGACGACGGCGAGUCUGCCCAAGGUGGGGCUGUUGGAGGCGCUGGGAGCGGACCACGUGGAGGACUAUCGCACCAUGGACUACACGCGCCUGCCACAGCUCUAUGACUGUGUGCUCGACUGCGUUGGCGAGGCGGAGCGCGCAAUGAAGGUGGUGAAGCCAGGCGGCGCGUACGUGUGCCUGACGGGCUCCUCCCCUGCGCCAGCAGUGCGCUUCAACAUGGUAUCCAGCGGGGCCAAGCUGCAGCAGCUGCUGCCCUUCUUCGCACGCGGGGAGCUGAGGGCCGUCAUCGACCCUCAUGGCGUCUUUGCUCUCUUUGCUGUGCCGUCCGCGUUUGAGCACCUCGAGUCGGGCCGCGCCACCGGCAAGGUUGUGGUGGGCGUGCUGUGA
Molecule: messenger RNA, 939 nt
Organism: Closterium sp. Naga37s-1
Lineage: Eukaryota; Viridiplantae; Streptophyta; Zygnematophyceae; Desmidiales; Closteriaceae
Source: the annotation of a GenBank genome assembly